CCUUGCAGGCGGUGGUGGGCAGGCGCCUUUGCUUUCGCUUUGCAUGCAUCCUGGCGUUCCGCACUUCCGCUGCCAGUUAGUGCGUUGAUCUGGGCCAUAUCCUCCAUGGAGUCCACCAAGGGUAAGGACACCAGUACCGGAAAUGGCAAACCCGGAUGCCAACUUCCCUCUAUCUCAGGAGCAGCCUGUGAACCGGAGAAGGUUCCAGAGGAAAGCGACUUGGGCAUGACCAAGGUGGAAAGGAGCUACAAUGCCAAGAACAGUGACAUUAUAGAACCUGAGAAUUCCUUGGCCAACAAGAUGUCCUCUCAUCAGGACAAAUCAUCUUCUGAUGGCACAGGUCCGAGAGCCAUUGAGCCCAUAGGCCUCCUCAAGGUGUUGACUCCCUCUGACAUCACUGCGGGACGCAGUCAGAAGUCCUCCUCCUCCUCCUCCUCCUCGAUGUCCUCUUCCUCUGCGCAGUCUCAUCAAUCCUCUAAAGUUUCACUGCCCGGAAUCCAGAAGGAAAAUUAUCCCGAGGAGAUUAGCCUGCUUAAGUCACAGACAAAAGAUGGGCAUCGUCCCGAGUGGACAUUUUAUCCAAGGUUCAGCAGCAACAUUCACACCUACCAUGUCGGAAAGCAGUGUUUCUUCAGCGGGGUCUUCAAGGGCAACAGGAAGUCUGUGGCAGAGAGGACAGUGGACAAGACCCUCGGGAGGAAGAAAUACGAUAUUGAUCCCAGAAACGGAAUCCCCAAGUUAACCCCAGGUGAUAAUCCAUACAUGUUCCCAGAACACAGUAAAGAGUUCUUCAAGGCAGGAGCCACUCUGCCGCCAGUCAACUUCUCACUAGUGCCUUAUGAGAAAAAAUUCGAUACAUUUAUCCCACUGGAGCCACUCCCACCAAUUCCCAACUUGCCUUUCUGGGAGAAGGAGAAAGCCAAUAAUUUGAAGAACGAGAUAAAAGAAGUUGAGGAGCUUGACAACUGGCAGACAACAGCACCCUCCCUGCACAGUUUUUUCUCCUCUGGUGCUUCCAACUUUCCAAGACAACCCUGAGCAGAAAUGAGCCCCCAGCAUGCACUGACUGACCUCCAGCCAGCCUCUGCCAUUGCUGGGUUUUUGUUUUUCUUUCAAUUCUUUAUCUUUGACAUUGUCUCUACCCUAAGCCAUUUGUUUGACUCUAAGGAGGAAUCGCUUGCUGGGUUUUU
Messenger RNA from Acomys russatus (golden spiny mouse), 1190 nucleotides. RefSeq names its product spermatogenesis associated serine rich 1 (gene Spats1). Bases 106 to 1038 code for a protein of 310 amino acids. The record is from RefSeq and is a predicted model, not a curated record. The transcript has 9 exons. Lineage: Eukaryota; Metazoa; Chordata; Mammalia; Rodentia; Muridae.